AUGAGAGGCUAUAAUUUUUACCAGAGAGCCAAAGGGGCGUUUCAUGACCACCCCACUGUCACUAAACUUCUUGUUGUCCUCUCUGUCAGUGGUGGGGGUGUAGCUGCUUUCUCUGAUGCCAGGCCAUUCCAAUUUGGCUAUGCUGAUGCAGCUCAUGAUGUCAAGAAAAAGAAAGUGGUGGUUCUAGGAACUGGAUGGGCUGGAACAAGCUUUCUUAAAAGCUUGAAAGAUCCCAGCUAUGAUGUUCAUGUUAUUUCACCGCGAAACUAUUUUGCAUUUACUCCUCUGUUACCAAGUGUUACCAAUGGCACGGUUGAAGCACGCAGCAUUGUGGAGCCAAUCCGCAGCAUUGUUAGGAAGAAAAAAUUUGAUGUCCACUUCAAGGAGGCUGAAUGCUACAAGAUUGAUACAGUAAACAAGAAGGUGUGCUGUCGCUCAACUCAAGAAAACAACUUGGGUGGUUCAGAAGAAUUUACAGUGGAUUAUGAUUACCUGGUUGUAGCAAUGGGUGCACGUGCAAAUACAUUUAACACCCCUGGUGUUGUGGAGUAUGCUCACUUUUUGAAGGAAGUCGAAGAUGCUCAAAGGAUCCGUAGAACAGUCAUAGACUGUUUCGAGAGGGCAAGCCUUCCAACUGUAAGUGAAGAAGAGAAAAAGAGGAUCCUGCAUUUCGUAGUUGUUGGAGGUGGUCCAACUGGUGUGGAAUUUGCUGCAGAGCUUCAUGAUUUCGUCAAUGAGGAUUUAGCCAAGCUUUACCCUGCUCUUAAGCAACAUGUCAAAAUAACACUUCUUGAAGCUGCGGAUCACAUUCUGAACAUGUUUGAUAAGCGAAUUACUGAAUUUGCUGAAGAAAAGUUCCAGAGAGAUGGAAUUGAUGUAAAAACUGGAUCGAUGGUUGUAAAGGUAUCUGAUAAGGAGAUAUCCACUAAAGAGAGGAGCUCUGGUAAAACUGUAGAAAUCCCUUUUGGAAUGGUUGUCUGGUCUACUGGCAUUGGAACUCGACCUGUUAUCAUGGAUUUUAUGAAGCAGAUUGGUCAGACCAAUAGACGAGUUCUGGCAACUGAUGAAUGGCUGCGGGUGGAAGGUUGCGAUAGCAUAUACGCCUUAGGUGACUGCGCCACAAUCAACCAACGUAAAGUAAUGGAAGAUAUCGCAGCAAUAUUUAGUAAAGCGGAUACGAAUAACUCUGGUACCCUGAAGUUGGAUGAUUUUAAAGGGGUUAUCAAAGACAUUGCUGAAAGGUAUCCCCAGGUGCAGAUUCAUCUGGAGAGAAACCAAUUAAGGAAUUUUCUUCAACUACUGAAGAGUAAAGACGGCGAUGAUGAACUGAACAUCGAAAAAUUCAAACAAGCACUUGCUGAAGUGGACAAACAGAUGAAAAGUCUUCCUCCAACAGCACAGGUGGCUUCCCAACAAGGAGUUUAUCUUGCUGACUGCUUCAACCGCAUGGAUAUCUGUGAAAAGUAUCCUGAAGGGCCAAUAAGGUUCAGAGCAGCAGGAAGGCAUCGGUUCCGUCCAUUUAGGUACAAACACUUUGGACAAUUUGCACCACUGGGUGGAGAACAAGCUGCAGCACAACUCCCAGGAGAUUGGGUUUCCAUAGGUCAUAGCACGCAGUGGCUUUGGUAUUCAGUUUAUGCUAGCAAGCUAGUCAGUUGGCGCACAAGGCUGCUAGUAAUAUCUGACUGGGGAAGACGUUUCAUCUUCGGAAGGGACUCAAGUCGGAUUUGA
Molecule: messenger RNA, 1731 nt
Organism: Coffea eugenioides
Lineage: Eukaryota; Viridiplantae; Streptophyta; Magnoliopsida; Gentianales; Rubiaceae
Product: external alternative NAD(P)H-ubiquinone oxidoreductase B4, mitochondrial-like
Exons: 10
Coding region: 1-1731 (576 amino acids)
Molecular function (GO): calcium ion binding; NADH dehydrogenase activity
Source: RefSeq, a predicted model, not a curated record